CAGUCUUCAUGAUACAUUUAAACCCUUGAGCAUGCCCUGAUACACUACUCUUCGAACAUCUUGUCAAAAUCCGAACUUUAAACCCACAAUGUCCAAAUUCGCCAUGGCCCGCCACCACAACCCUUUGGAAGAUGAUAUUACCGCUGCGGGCGGCCGUCUACGGACUAAGUCUGUCACCGGGAAGAGAAAGUCGAGGACCGAUGAGAAUAGUCAAGGAGAUGGGUAUAUUGAUGCUCAAUCUUCGAGAAAGAUUUUGGCUAUUGCACAAGACCUGGCGGACGAAGAAGCUCGAGAUCGCAGCGCCGCAGGAGUGAAGGCCACAUCACCAUCGAACGCCGCCUUUGCCUUUGACUCGCGAUUCACCGCCGAUGACGAUGAAGAUCGAGGUGUAGAGGCACAAUAUGACGACGACAACGACUGGAUGCCGGAGGAAGAAGAAAUCGUGGUUGAAGAAGAUAUGGACCCGGAAGACAUGGCUGUCUACAAGAAAUUUCUCCAGAGUGGUGAAGAGCUGGCAGAUUUUGCACCCUCCAUAGCGAAGCUAACCACAGGGGAUCGACAGUCGAAAGAUGCGUCCGAGAGAGAAGAUGAACCAGAAGGCCCGCCCACGAAUCUCACAGAACUCAUCCUGCAGCGAAUCGCUGAAAAAGAGGCGCUGGAAGCAGCACGGGGGGCUGGCUCUCAACGACAGACAUUUAUGGGAUCAGGGCCACCUGACGAAGCCGUAGAAAUCCCCAUGAGAGUGGCUGAGACGUUCACAAAAGUCGGUCAACUACUCUCUCGCUAUAAAUCCGGGCCUCUACCCAAGCCUUUCAAAGUGCUGCCUACCCUGCCCCAGUGGCCUGACCUACUAUCGAUAACCCGACCCGAAAAUUGGAGUCCACAUGCCGUCUACAGAGCCACCAAGAUCUUUAUCUCUGCCCCUGCUGCUACCGGGCAAUACUUCUGUGAGACCAUCCUGCUUGACCGUGUUCGCGAAGAUAUUCAAGAGAACAAGAAACUCAACGUGCACCUGUACAACGCUCUCAAAGCCGCCUUUUAUCGACCCUCGGCCUUUUUCAAGGGCUUCCUCUUCAAUCUUGUGCAAUCAUCCUGCACUCUCAGGGAGGCUCAGAUCAUCUCAUCGGUGCUGGCCAAGAUCAAGAUCCCCGUCUUGCACUCUGCCGCCGCUCUACUGCGUCUAUGCGAGAUCUCAGCCGAGCAAACGUCAGACGUCAACAGCGAAGCUGCCGGGGCCGCCAACAUCUUUAUUCGAGUUUUACUAGCGAAGAAAUACGCUCUGCCUUACAAAGUUGUCGAUGCGCUGGUAUUCCACUUCCUUCGGUUCAGAGCGUCCAAGGAGGAUUCAGCCGAUGCGGGAUUGGCAAGUAAAGAGGCGAAGCUACCUGUUCUGUGGCACCAGAGCCUGCUCAUUUUCGCUCAAACUUACAGGCAUGAGAUCACCGAAGAUCAGCGUGAAGCAUUGCUGGACCUUUUGCUUGUUCGUGGCCAUAAAGAUAUCGGUCCAGAAGUGAGACGUGAGCUCCUUGCAGGCCGAAAUCGAGCUGCAGAAGGCCAGGACGGUACAGCCAUGGCUGUUGACCAGGAAUUCCGAGAUGAUGGUGACGAUACCAUGGACAUUGCUUGAAUCUGCCGGACUUCGGCGUUAGAUAUUGACGAAUGAUACGAUUUGAUGUGGUCAGAUUCAUAGAUAUUUGUUUUGCCAUGUAGCUACAUGUUCUAAUUGUUGACUAUGGCUUUUG
This is a messenger RNA of Exophiala oligosperma, 1742 nucleotides long. RefSeq lists its product as uncharacterized. Gene Ontology annotation, biological process: rRNA processing. Gene Ontology annotation, molecular function: snoRNA binding. The record is from RefSeq and is a predicted model, not a curated record. Lineage: Eukaryota; Fungi; Ascomycota; Eurotiomycetes; Chaetothyriales; Herpotrichiellaceae. Bases 89 to 1627 code for a protein of 512 amino acids. Gene Ontology annotation, cellular component: cytoplasm; preribosome, small subunit precursor; nucleolus. The transcript has a single exon.